UACGCUGACAACACCAGUUUGUGUUUACACUCUUAAUGUUUUAUUUCUGACAUUUUCUGAACGAGGCAACAGUUUAAGGUACGAACGAAUGAAUGUAUGUUUCCUGGUGUUAGCAUGCUGGCAGAAGAAGUGUGCUCCCCGUAGUCAGAGGACGAAACGGAUUGUUGGAGCCAUAUUAGUCAGACUCUGGGAUUAUAUCCGAGCAGCUACCUGCAGAGGGGAAAACUGCGCUUCCACGUUAACGAACAUCCUGCUCAACAGUCAGACAGGUGGACUUCCAAACAUGGAAGAAGAGUUGUUGAUAGGCUGGCAGGAAGAGAAGCUGCAUCUUAAUCAGGAGGUGUGUCGGCUGCAGGAGGAGCUGGCAGAGAGUCAUGCUGAAAAAGAUGAGCUGGAAUCCAGGAACAGAGCUCUGAAGGACAGGCUGUGGCGGUCGUUGUCUCCCUCACUUGCUCUCUCUCUGCAACUAGAGGGUGAGCAGAGGGAAUGGAAGAAGAAGGUAAGGGAGGGGAGAGAGAGGGAGGCCAGGCAGGCCCUGCUGAUCCACAGGCUCCAGAACAAGGUGUUGGAAUACAGAGAACGAUGUCAGCAUUUGGAGCUUCGGCUGCAGGAUAAUCAUACACAGAUGCUCAGCACCGAGAGAAUCAUAGAUGACUCUCUGGAAAGCGCCGUUCUCAGACUGGAGGAGGAACAACAGAGGUCAGUCAGUUUAGGUGACACCAAUAGUCUCCUUUGCAAGCAACUUGUCCAAUCAGAGCAGGCCAACCACGCCCUGAAGGAGGACCUCCAGAAGCUGACGAAUGAUUGGAUGACAGCUGUGGAAGAGGCAGAGCAGCGAGAGGCUGAUUUGCAGAAAGAGCGAGAGCGUCGGCUGUGUCUUGUGAGGGAGCAGCAGGCUUGGCUGCUGUCUAUCUGGAGAUCUGUGGCUGCUCUGAGACGGGACUGCCACGCUAUGAAAACGGCUGCUGACAGGGACCUGUGGCAGCUGAAGGCCGAGUUUGCUCGCCUCUCAUCCGUUCUCCUCUCCAGCUGUGACUCUGUCUCCUCCUCUCUGAGGCUCAGCACACUUUACAUUAAUCCUCUCUCCUUCUCCGCUUCUCCCCCUCUUCUCGCUUCCCACUUUCCUCCCUUUUCAUUCUAUUCUCCUCCUCCGUCCUCCGAUCUGGCCCUUUGUCCUCCGAACUCUUCUGCACCUCCUCUCCUCUCAUCCACAAUGCGAAUCUUUUCUUUGGGAGAGUUGGAACUCAAAGAGGAGAAGGAUGAGGAAAGGAGGGACGAGGACGAGCAAGGCACUUCAGAGGUGAAGUCUGUUCAGGAGACUCAAGUUUUACAGCUGCAGCAGAGGAUUGAGGCGCUCACUGGCUCACUGCAGACCGAGGUCAGUCUGAGGGAGGAGAGCGAGAGGGAGGCCGAGAGACAUAGAGUAAUACAGAGAAGCCUGCAGUCUGUGAGCCAUGCUGUGAUCAAACUGUCCAGAGUCCUGACCUCAGCCAGCAGUCAGUCGCUGAACAUCUCCUCAGAGGGUGUCCUUAGCCUGGAUCUGUCCUGCUUGCUUUCCGUCCUGUCUCAGACUGAGAGCGCCCUACAGUGGAGAAAUGAGGAAUUACAGGGGGCACAGCGAUCUCUGCAGCAGCUCGGUGAGCAGAGAUCAGCCCUGCACCUGCGACUGAAGCAGCUGGAGGACGACAACCAGCAGCUACACACACACAAACAACAACAGCAGCAGGAGCUCGGCCACAUUAUGGACGUACUGAGCAGAGAGAAGGAGACGGCGUCCUUCCUGCGUCUGCAGGUCGAGGAGCUGCAGAGGAGGGAGGAAGAGCUGAGGAGAGAACAUCACAGACUGAGAAAGGAGAAAGACGAACAGGAAGAGAGGAACAGACAGCUGCAGACAGAAAUGCGCAGACGAGUUGAGACUGAGGUGUUGGAGAACGUCCAGCUAACAAAGCGGGAGACUUUGACCCAAGCAGAAAUGUAUAGUCUGAAGGGAGCACUAGAGAGGGAGCAGCUGGACAAGCAGCGAGCCGAGGAAGACGCUUCUGAUAUGAGAGAUGCCUUACAGAAGUCCAGGGAGUGCGUGUCGCGUCUGUCGUUGCAAGAGAGCGCGUUAAGACGGGAGGUGGAGGAGGGACGGGAUGCGCUAGACAAGCUGUCCACCCUGAACUCUUCUUUGGCCUCAGACAAGAGAGAGCUGCACAAACAGCUGCUGCAGCUGGAGUCUGAGCUGUCAGAGGGCCAAUCACAGCUGCAGGCUCAAAGGUCACAAGUCAGUUCCCUGGAGAGGGAAGUCAAGACCCUAAACAUGAAUUUCAGCAAGCUCAGAGUACAGAGAGAGGCUGAGGAAGAUGCUGUUCAGCAGCUGAGAGGACGAGAGCCAGAGGAAGACGGGAGCUUUCCCUCUGUGGGUGAACAGCAGGUGGAUGACCGGUCCUUUCAGCAUGCCGCAAUGUGUGAGGAGCUGAAGGAGGUGCAGGACCGGCUGGGGCACGCAAUGCAGGAGGUGAAAAAUGGGAGCAUACAACAGCAGGAGCAGCUCAGAGAGAGUAGGUGGCUACAAGAGGAGCUGGAUAGUCUGCAGAAGCACAAGGAGCAGCUCGAAGUUGAUCUGCAGGAGAUCCGCAGGUCUCUGUCGCUGUCUGCCCACCAGCAGCUCAGUGAGCAGCAGAAGCGUCUCUCACAGUCAGAGGUGGAAAAAUGUCAGCUGAACACACACAUCCACACUCUGAAGCAGGCCAAAGACACCUUACAUGGGGAGAUCCAGUGUCUGAGAGGCGAGCUGGAGGAGAUGAUGUCCAGGGCAGAAGAUGAGAAGAAGAGGAGAGAGAUGAGUGAGGAGGAGAGGAAGGCACUGCAAGAGGACAUGGAGAGGAUGACAGAGGAGAUAGAGAAGCUGAGGAGGAGGAGGAGGGAGGAAAUGGAGAGGAAGGAUGAGACGGAGACCGAACAGGAAGAAAGGAGUUUCUUUAGUGAGAACUCGGGGAGAAGAGAAGGAGCUGAGGUGCUGAGGAUUUGCAUUGAGGGAUUAACUGAGGAGGUGGAGGAGAGGCAAAGAGAAGAGGAGAAAAUGAGGAAGGAGGUAAUAGAGAUGAAGACUCGAAUCAACCUCAUGAUAGAAAGAGUACAGCGAUUAGAGGGAGAGAAGGAGGAACUGGAAGAGGAGGUAAAGAGGACAGAGGAAAGGCUGAGAGAGGAGAAGGAGUUUUGGGAGGAGAGGAGAAGAGAGGAGACGAAGCAGAGGGACAGAGAAGUGGAAGCCCUCUGUGAGCGGAUGGAGAGAUUGAAAAGGGAGGAGGAAAGGGAGAAGAAGGUGGACCAGCUGAGGACAGAAGCUGAGAGGGACAGAUGGAGGGUGAGAGUGGAAGAACAAGAGGAGGAGAUUAACAGACUGAAAAAAGAAAUCUCAACAUCACAAGAGGAUGAAAGGAGAAAGAAAGACAAACUGCUCGAGGAGAAGGAGGAGGUGGUUGCAAAGCUGCUCGAGAAGCUAAAGGAGAAAGCGGCGGAGGCAGAGCUGAUGAGGCAAAGGCUGAAUGUGGCCAAUGAGAAGUUUAAUGAAUUUAAGGCAGAGGCGAAAUGUAAGGAGCAGAGCCUGGAAUUACAGGUGAGGGAGAGAGAAGAAGUAGGGGAGGAACAUCGGGAACAUCUGAAGGAGGGGGAGGAGGAAGGAGAGAGGGACCAUCGAGAGGUGAAUGCCAGACUAAAGCAAAAGGAGGUGAGAGGAAGUAGGAAAGGUAUGGAAAAAGAUGACACGAUCUCCUCCCAGGUUAGGGAGCUACAGGAGGGACGGACAAAGAGCGAGGGAGCAAGGAAAAGAGUAAGAGAAAUGGAGGAAGCCCGUGACAGGCUGCAGGUGGAGAUAAAGGAGUGGCAGGAGAGGGCAGAACACAGCGAGAGUGAGGCUACAAAGCUUAACCAUAUCUGUGUGGAGCAAGAGGAGGAGGUGCAGCGGUUAAGAGCUAUACUGGAGGAGAAGGACGAGGAGAGAAGAGAAUGGGAGGCACUAAGUAGAACCGAGAAAGAAAACACGAGGAGAUUGCAAAGUAAGCUGAUGGAGGUUGGGGAGGAGAAGAAGAGAUUAGAGGAGAAAGUUAGGGAGGCCGAGGAAGAGAGAGAAGCACUUAGGAGAGCUGGGGAGGAGACAAAGAGGCUGGAGGAACAACUGUCUGAAGUAGAAAGUGACAUGAAGGACCAAAGAGAGGUGCUGAGGAAGACGGUGGAGGAGAAGAGGAGACUGGAGAACACGCUAAAGGAAGUUCAGGAGACGACGAAAGGAGAAAUGGAUGAGCUGAUGAUACUGAGGGAAGAGAAGAAACGUCUGCAGGAUAAAUCGAUAGAGAUGGGAAAAGAAGCUGAUGGACCAAUGAGAGCCAAAGAGCAGCAAGCAAGGCUGUUGGACACCGAGGAGGAGGAGGCGUGGACUCUUAGGAGGGAAGUGCAGAAGGAGAUGGAGAGAAGCAAUCUAGAGAUGUCGGUGCUUAGGGAGGCGGUACAAAAGGAGAAAAGAAGGAAGGAGGAGGCACAAGAUGAGCUGUUAAAAUGGAGAGAAGAAGCACAAUAUCUCAGAGAGGUGUGGGGAGAGGAGACGCAGGAAGAGCUGAGGACGACUAAGAUGGAGUUACUGGUUAUUAAAAAAGAGCUGCAAAAAGAACAAAAUGAGAAGGAGCAGAUAAAGGAGAAGCUACGGAGGACGGAGGAAGAGGUGACAGCUCUCAAGGAGGAAGUGCAGGAGAUGGAAAACAACAAGCUGACAGAGACGAAAGAUGACUUUCCUCAGGAGGAGUUGAGAGGAGUGAAGCAGAGCGUGGAGGUGAUGGUGCCAAACUCCCUGCAGGUGGACACUCCGAGUCAGAGCACAGAGGAGAUGGAGGAGGACCGGGAUGGAAUCGGAUUAGCUGGAUCACAGCAAACAGAUGCAGCUUUGGUGGGCUAUAAAAGGAGACCUGAUACAGAGGGUUUGAAGGAGAGACUGACGGUCCUGCAGAGUCUGGUGGCUGAACUGGAACUGGAUCAGAAACGACUGAACAAGAAAAACUUUCAUCUGGAAAAUCAGAAAGACAAACUGAAAAGAGCGACACACACACUGAGAGAGACGCUGCAACAGGUGGAGGAAGAGCGCUCGAGGCUCAGACAGCAGCUGAGUGAGAGCAUCCAGGGCUCUUUAACCACCACAGAAGAGCAGCAACUGAGGAGCAAAGUGAGGGAGCUGCAGGACCAGGUGAAGCAGCUCCAGUUUGCACUGGCUGUCGGUCAGCAACAAAGGGCAGAGUUCAUUCAGCAGUCCUCCAGAAACAGCUAGUCAAUGCUCUCUCUGAGACUUGACCUCAGUGAUUCACUAGCAACUAUCACACAACAUCCAAUCCCAUCCAUCCUAGAGUCUGAGACACAGCGAUUGGAUCAUAGCAUGAGGGAGGAGGAGCUCAGAAUGUCCUUCAGCCAGCUGUGAAAAUUCAGGACCAAAUGUUCUUAAUUACUUUACACUCAUUAAAUUGAGAGGUAGAGCCAUCGUGAACAUUCAGGUCUCUUCUCUGUGAGCUCUUUA
This is a messenger RNA of Maylandia zebra (zebra mbuna), 5539 nucleotides long. Lineage: Eukaryota; Metazoa; Chordata; Actinopteri; Cichliformes; Cichlidae. The record is from RefSeq and is a predicted model, not a curated record.